AAGCGAGACAGACGCACUCGCAUGAAACCACGGGCGAACCAUGAUAAUGCAAGCUCACUUUUGUCUGACGUAGCCGAUGAUUAACGGGAGAUAAAUACUACAGUCGCCCUCGUACUGGUGUCGGGAAAGAGCCGAAACGGGAAAAAUAGCGGAUGGUUUGACCUCAUUGGGGUUAUUUGUUGUUUUCGUCGCCGUUUUUGUGGAGAGACCACUGAUGUAACGGUUCUGGAUUUGAUGGGUUGGGUUGGCAGGACGGGAUGCACAAAAGAGCGUCUCUUACACCGUGUUUAGUUGCGGAUUAGGAGAGGGGGAUCAAACGGAGGAGGGGAAGAGGGGAACACAACAACAAGGAGACGUUCUUUAUUAGCGGGGGAAGACAGCGCCAGACCAGGAUACCGUAGCGGAGAGAAGSAGAAGACCGAAAGCGUCGCUCGAAUGAUUGUGCGGUGGUGGAUCCCGCGACGAUGCGACGACACUGCUGGGUGAUAGUGCUGGCGGGGAUGUUGUCGUACUUCAACCCGGAGAGAGCCCUUGGAGCCCCGCAGAGAGAAUAUGGUUCGCUCCUCACAAACGGCCAAGUUGAGUCUCUCAAUCCAGGGCUGCGUCUCUCUCUUCUCCGCCCUACGUCGUCAUUCUCAUCUCUUGCUCMGGGCUCGUCUCCUUUGUUUUACUGCUCUUCACCUGUCUGUGCUGUAAGAAGGGAGGAGUGGGAUUCAAUGAGUUUGACAAUGCAGAGGGGGAGGAGUGUUCUGGGGGUUCUAGCCCCGCCCAGGAGGACAGUCUGUCCUCUUGCCCCUCCCUCCCGGAGGUCUACACCCUCCCACUCAGGGACAGGGCUAACUGCCCCGCCCUGCAAGAUGACUCAGACUCUAAGUCGAAGUACUUCCGUAGGCACACUCUCAACUACCUUCAGGAAAUAGGAAAUGGCUGGUUUGGAAAGGUGAGAUCACCAACUCAUACCUCCACCCRCAGUUMUGARGUCAUCAUGUAAUGGUYGUAGCUGGAUCUGGCAGUUCUUCCAAAUGUCUCUCAACCCCAUGUUUCCUCAAAAAGACACAUCCUUUUAACAGCUUCUCAGUAAAUCUAAUAUUGGC
Salvelinus sp. IW2-2015 is the source of this 1094-nucleotide messenger RNA. Its product is annotated as serine/threonine-protein kinase LMTK3-like. The record is from RefSeq and is a predicted model, not a curated record. Gene Ontology annotation, biological process: protein phosphorylation. NCBI's taxonomy places the organism in Eukaryota, Metazoa, Chordata, Actinopteri, Salmoniformes, Salmonidae. Gene Ontology annotation, molecular function: protein kinase activity.